AACAUUUCUGAAAAAAGAUAACACAAAACCGUAAGGCUUAUACUUAUAUGCGCAUUAAUUAUUAUAUAUAUAUAUAUAUGUUCAUAAUAAGUAAAAACUUAUAUACAUAAAAUUAAUUUAUAAAUUACAAUUCUAUUUUUAAAAUAUGGCGCAAAGUAAAACAGAAAAAAUUGGAACAAUUUUUACAAGAAUAACAGCAUUAGUACGCUCAGAAGCAUUACAUCCAAAUAAUUUGCCAUUAUGGUAUAACAUAUAUAAAAGCUUUCCUCCAAAAGAUGAACCACUUUUUGCUAGAAAACCAUCACAGAAAAAAAUACAAGAUAUAUUUUAUGCUGAAGAUAUUAUAAGAGCAAAAUUUCACAAAGAUAUGGAACUUCCUAUAAUAGAUAUGAAAUCUGAUAAUGUUACGCAAACUCAAAUAUUUUUAUCUUUAUAUAAAAAUUUUUUACAGGAUAAUAUUAAAGAAGAAGAAGCAUAUGAAAAGGCAUUGCAAAAUUAUAAAGAAACUUAUAAUGCUAAAACAAUACCUAAAUCAUAGAUAUCACAUGAAGACACUAAAGAUAACAAAGAACAACAAGAAAUAGAAUUUUGAAUUAGAAUACAUAUUUAUAAUACAUAUUUAUAAUAACAUAUUGUAAAAAUAAAGAGAAAAUUAAUCAUA
Molecule: messenger RNA, 661 nt
Organism: Apis laboriosa (Himalayan honeybee)
Lineage: Eukaryota; Metazoa; Arthropoda; Insecta; Hymenoptera; Apidae
Gene: mRpS23
Product: probable 28S ribosomal protein S23, mitochondrial
Exons: 4
Coding region: 146-538 (130 amino acids)
Biological process (GO): translation
Cellular component (GO): ribosome; mitochondrion
Molecular function (GO): structural constituent of ribosome
Source: RefSeq, a predicted model, not a curated record